AUGACGAUGGUACAUCCAUUAGAUCUUCCUCCAACAGAUUUGCCUCAAAGGUUCGCCCGCCUAGAACUGGAUAGCCAGCAUGGUGUUGCAAGCGAACAGACCGAAGCGGAUCCCCAAAAUUCGUCACCGCGCAUGAUCGCUACCGAUGUUCGACAACAAGUCGGAUUUCUGACCCUACCACGUGAGAUCCGCGACCAAAUACACCUCAACCUCAUAGUCGUGGAAGAUCCAAUACAGUACGAUACACAUUUCAAAAGCUUGUCUCGGAGCGACACCUUCACGGACAGGGUGAUAAUGUGGAUGUUUGAAGUUGCCUUAAACACUCAGAUCGCACGAGAAGCCCGCGAGACUUUCUACCAACACAACACCUUCCUCAUCUACACCCAUGACAUCCCGGCCCUCCUCAGUGCAAAGGUCCAUACUGUGUCAUUUGGAGCUACGGAUGGUGUCGAGCCAACAACUCAUAGCACACCCUUCGAGGCUGGCGCGUGGGUGAGGAAGCUCGCAGUCCGCGUGGGUUGGCAUGCAUCAGGCGGCUGGUUCCCCGAUGAGUGUUGCCGAAAUCCUGCCCAUGAUCUACGAACCUUGCUAAAGUCGGACGGCUUGCGAAGUGUGAUCGUUGACGCCAAGUUCGGCGCUUGGUCCUAUGGCUACCCGCAGGGUAUCGGGUGGGACUUGUUGGAGGAGAUGAACGAGAAAUGGGGAAAGCAAUUCAAGACCUACAACGAUCAAACGUUGCGGAGUGACACUCAUCGGUACACAAGUGACAGGCGGGAUCUCAGCGAUAGAUGGCUGCUAGAGCAUCAGCGUAGCCAAGUGGCAGAGGAGGCGAGUGCUGAGGGUGGAGACGAUGAGCAAGUGGACGUGGUUGAGGGUGAAGAAGUAGAGCUUUGGGGAGAAGCUGAGACUGAGACUGAGGAUGGGGAUGAGGAUGAGGAGGAGGAGGAGGAGGAGGAGGAGGAGGAGGAGGAUGAGGGAAGGCGCGGAAAGAUACUCCAAGAGAAGAGGAGGAAGAAGAUCGAGAAACAGAUGGGGACGAGGAGGAAGCAAGUAGAGCUGUUCGGAAUGGCACCUGGCCUGAAUCUUUAUUUGAGGUACAAAGCCUCUACCAUGCUUCCUUUCAGUUCAACGUCUCCGCUCUCAGAAGACAAUUCUACACUACUACGUGUUCUAUCUACACGUGACGAGCUCGAUAAGGCUCUUGGCGAGCUCGCAGAACAGGCAACUUGCACCGAGUUGCUCCGAAAUUACAGACCUAAGUAUGCUAGAAACCGGAUUACGAUAACGUUCUGCAACCGUAACCGGGCUCUAAAGGAAGCCGUCUACUAUGACAAGCCUACUUACAACGUAUCAUUGAGGAUGUCAAAAUCUGUUGGUUAUUGGUUCACAGCCGCCUCCCAGCCACUUUGUCGGAUCAGCCACCCUAACAGGAUAUACAUCAGACGUGCCCAAGUGGAUGCCCACAAAAUGAAGCAUACAGCCGCUUCAACCAAACAACUGGUUCUAAGCCCUCCAGGCGCACAAAUAAGGUCAAGCUCUGCUAUCCGCCUCCUCGUCACAUGGGAUGAAGCAGGCAAGCGAUCAAGAAAAGGGGUCAAGACAUGCCGCUCAUCAUCCGUUACCCCAGCAAUGACACCUCCCACGGCUCUGGCCAGUGGCGCUAAGGGAGUCAAAAUGAAUAGCCUUAGUAAAGACUUCGAAUCCAUCACCAUCACGGGAUACUACACCCGGGACAUCAGGUUCCCAACAUCUUUACAAGAUGAGGGAUCUGAUGCCAUGAAUGGGGCGGUUGACUUCUCAAAUCCAUACUGUGUACUACAGACUAAUUCUGAGUAUGAGGGCCAUGGUGUGAGCUUCACCAUUGGGCGAGGCAACAACCUCGUCUGCGCAGCUAUCGACAUGCUUGCUCCACUGCUAGUGAACCGAUCUCUAGCAUCCCUGACAUCGAAUAUGGGCAAUACAUGGCGCUAUCUAGCCUCAGACUCGCAGAUGCGCUGGGUAGGCCCUGAAAAGGGUGUUGUACACCUCGCGCAGUCUGCAGUCGUCAACGCCGUUUGGGAUCUCUGGGCGAAAUCUCAGGGUAAACCUGUUUGGCGUCUGGUGGCAGAGAUGUCGCCAGAGGAGUACGUGCGCUGCAUCGAUUUCCGAUACAUCACUGAUGCACUCACGCCUGAGGAGGGUAUUGAAUUGCUUCGUAACCAGGAACUUGGGAGAGCUGAGAGGUUGAAGGAGGUGGAGGAGAAUAAAGCCGUUCCUAUUUACAGCACCUCAGCUUCAUGGUUAGGCUACUCAGACGAGAAGAUGAAAGGCCUCCUAGAACAGUCCAAGGCUGAAGGGUUUCACCAAUACAAACUUAAGGUCGGGGGUGAUCUCGAGCGGGAUCUUCGUAGAUUGAAGCUCUUCAGAGAGGUCAACGGCUGGGAUGAUAUCCUUAUGCUAGACUCGAACCAAAUUUGGUCCGUGCCCGAAGCAGAAUCCUACAUCGCCCACCUCGCCCCAUUCAAACCUCUCUUCAUCGAAGAACCCACCUCCCCUGACGACAUCCUCGGCCACGCCACCAUCCGCGCCGCCCUACGCAAAUACAAUAUCAAGGUUGCCACCGGUGAGCAUUGUCAAAACCGCGUCAUGUUCAAGCAAUUCUUGCAAGCCGAGGCGCUGGAUUACGUCCAGGUGGAUGCUUGUCGUCUUGGUGGGCUGAAUGAGGUCAUGGCUGUUAUGUUGAUGGCGGCAAAGUUUCACGUUCCGCUGCAUCCGCACAUCGGCGGCGUCUCCCUCCCCGAGUACUCCCAACACGUCAUCACAAUCGACUACCUUGUCGUUAGCGGGCGCCGUAGCGUUCUCGAGUACAUCGACGCCUUGCACGAACAUUUCUACCAUCCCGCACAGAUCGCCAAUGGGUUUCAUGUCACGCCCACGGCGCCCGGGUACAGUGUUCACAUCAAGCCGGAGAGCAUGGAUCGCUUUAGCUUCCCUGGAGGGAACGGCAGUUGGUGGAAGGGUAAGGAAGCUGAGAAGCUUUUGAAAUUAGAGAGGACGGUGGGGUGGAGGCCGGAAUUUGGAAAACCCCAAACGGAGGUGGUGGAUGUGCAGUUGAAGGGAAAUGAUGCUGCUUUUGCUAACGAUGAUGGACGAACGUGA
This is a messenger RNA of Letharia lupina, 3138 nucleotides long. RefSeq lists its product as uncharacterized. Gene Ontology annotation, biological process: carbohydrate catabolic process; amino acid catabolic process. Bases 1 to 3138 code for a protein of 1045 amino acids. Gene Ontology annotation, molecular function: magnesium ion binding; hydro-lyase activity. The record is from RefSeq and is a predicted model, not a curated record. The transcript has 9 exons. NCBI's taxonomy places the organism in Eukaryota, Fungi, Ascomycota, Lecanoromycetes, Lecanorales, Parmeliaceae.